Pichia kudriavzevii is the source of this 591-nucleotide messenger RNA. RefSeq lists its product as uncharacterized. The transcript has 4 exons. Bases 1 to 591 code for a protein of 196 amino acids. The record is from RefSeq and is a predicted model, not a curated record. Lineage: Eukaryota; Fungi; Ascomycota; Pichiomycetes; Pichiales; Pichiaceae.
AUGUCCCAUGACCCACACAGCAGGAUCAACGGCCAUGUCUCAUUGGUAGAAUACAACCAUCAUGGCGGUGUCACGCAUUAUGCAUCUAAUUAUACAAUGAGAUACUAUUUGAAAGAGCUACGAGAAAAGCCCUCUUAUAAAGUCGUACACCUUUCAUCGAUACUGUUUGAUGUCGAGCGUCUCAAGACAUUACGCGAGGAAAUGACAGUAGAUGAUUCCUUAAUGUCGAAUAUUCAAGUAGCUCAAACUCUAUCGCUAUCUCAAAUGCUGAUUACUCUGAAGCAACUCAAAUAUAUUCCUCAGUGUAUUAUACUUGAAGAUUUGGAUGAGGCAUUUAAUGUCUCCAUGUUUGAAGACCAGAGAAAGUCUGGUCGAAUAAUGAUUGAAAUCAUCAAACAUAUCAGAGAUAUAUCCCAGAACCAUUUAACAACUGUUAUUAUUACACAACGCAAACCUCGACAGUCGAUUGGUUUACAUCGUGUAAGCAGCCUUUUACGGAAUAUGAUGGACAACCAGAUCCUCAUAGAUGGAGACAAUGUGCAGAUAGAUUCCAUUUAUGAUGACAUUGAUGUGUUUUUAAAUGCAAAAUAA